Messenger RNA from Gorilla gorilla gorilla (western lowland gorilla), 8774 nucleotides. RefSeq names its product mucin-12. Bases 1 to 8472 code for a protein of 2823 amino acids. Lineage: Eukaryota; Metazoa; Chordata; Mammalia; Primates; Hominidae. The record is from RefSeq and is a predicted model, not a curated record. The transcript is spliced from 11 exons.
AUGCCAGGCCUCAGUCAGGAAUCUACAGCUUCCCACAGCAGCCCAGGCUCCACAGACACGACACUGUCCCCUGGCAGUACCACAGCAUCAUCCCUUGGUCCAGAAUCUACUACCUUCCACAGCAGCCCAGGCUCCACUGAAACAACACUCUUACCUGACAACACCACGACCUCAGGCCUCCUUGAAGCAUCUACGCCCGUCCACAGCAGCACUGGAUCGCCACACACAACACUGUCCCCUGCCGGCUCUACAACCCGUCAGGGAGAAUCUACCACCUUCCAGAGCUGGCCAAGCUCAAAGGACACUAGGCCUGCACCUCCUACUACCACAUCAGCCUUUGUUGAGCUAUCUACAACCUCCCACAGCAGCCCGAGCUCAACUCCAACAACCCACUUUUCUGCCAGCUCCACAACCUUGGGCCGUAGUGAGGAAUCGACAACAGUCCACAGCAGCCCAGUUGCAACUGCAACAACACCCUCGCCUGCCCGCUCCACAACCUCAGGCCUCGUUGAAGAAUCUACGACCUACCACAGCAGCCCGGGCUCAACUCAAACAACGCACUUCCCUGAAAGCGCCACAACUUCAGGCCGUGGUGAAGAAUCAACAACUUCCCACAGCAGCACAACACACACAAUAUCUUCACCUCCUAGCACCACAUCUGCCCUUGUUGAAGAACCUACAAGCUACCACAGCAGCCCGGGCUCAACUGCAACAACACACUUCCCUGACAGCUCCACAACCUCAGGCCGUAGUGAGGAAUCAACAGCAUCCCACAGCAGCCAAGACGCAACGGGAACAAUAGUCCUACCUGCCCGCUCCACAACCUCAGUUCUUCUUGGAGAAUCUACGACCUCACCCAUCAGUUCAGGCUCAACGGAAACGACAGCGUUACCCGGCAGUACCACAACGCCAGGCCUCAGUGACAAAUCUACCACUUUCCACAGUAGCCCCAGAUCACCAGCCACAAUACUCUCACCUGCCAGCACGACAAGCUCAGGCGUCAGUGAAGAAUCCACCACCUCCCACAGCCGACCAGGCUCAACGCACACAACAGCAUUCCCUGACAGCACCACCACGCCAGGCCUCAGUCGGGAUUCUACAACUUCCCACAGCAGCCCAGGCUCAACGGAUACAACACCGUUACCUGCCAGCACCACCACCUCAGGCCCCAGGCAGGAAUCAACAACUUCCCACAGCAGCCCAGGUUCAACUGACACAGCACUGUCCCCUGGCAGUACCACAGCCUUAUCCUUUGGUCAAGAAUCUACAACCUUCCACAGCAGCCCAGGCUCCACUCACACAACACUCUUCCCUGACAGCACCACAAGCUCAGGCAUCGUUGAAGCAUCUACACGCGUCCACAGCAGCACUGGCUCACCACGCACAACACUGUCCCCUGCCAGCUCCACAAGCCCUGGACUUCAGGGAGAAUCUACCGCCUUCCAGACCCACCCAGCCUCAACUCACACAACGCCUUCACCUCCUAGCACCACAACAGCCCCUGUUGAAGAAUCUACAACCUACCACCGCAGCCCAGGCUCGACUCCAACAACACACUUCCCUGCCAGCUCCACAACUUCGGGCCACAGUGAGAAAUCAACAAUAUUCCACAGCAGCCCAGAUGCAAGUGGGACAACACCCUCGCCUGCCCACUCCACAACCUCAGGUCGUGGAGAAUCUACAACCUCUCGCAUCAGUCCAGGCUCAACUGAAAUAACAACGUUACCUGGCAGUACCACAACACCAGGCCUCAGUGAGGCAUCUACCACCUUCUACAGCAGCCCCAGAUCACCAACCACAACACUCUCACCUGCCAGCAUGACAAGCCUAGGCGUCGGUGAAGAAUCCACCACCUCCCGUAGCCAACCAGGUUCUACUCACUCAACAGUGUCACCUGCCAGCACCACCACGCCAGGCCUCAGUGAGGAAUCUACCACCGCCUACAGCAGCAGCCCAGGCUCAACUGAAACCACAGUGUUCCCUCACAGCACCACAACCUCAGUUCGUGGUGAAGAGCCUACAACCUUCCACCGCCGGCCAGCCUCAACUCACACAACACUGUUCGCUGAGGACAGCACCACCUCGGGCCUCACUGAAGAAUCUACAGCCUUCCCCGGCAGCCCAGUCUCCACCCAAACAGGGUUACCUGCCACACUCACAACCGCAGACCUCGGUGAGGAAUCAACAACCUUUCCCAGCAGCUCAGGCUCAACUGGAACAACACUCUCACCUGCCCGCUCCACCACCUCUGGCCUCGUUGGAGAAUCUACACCCUCACGCCUCAGUCCAAGCUCAACCGAAACAACAACUUUACCCGGCAGUCCCACAACACCAAGCCUCAGUGAGAAAUCAACCACCUUCUACACUAGCCCCAGAUCACCAGAUGCAACACUCUCACCUGCAACCACAACAAGCUCAGGCGUCAGCGAAGAAUCCAGCACAUCCCACAGUCAACCAGGCUCAACGCACACAACAGUGUUCCCUGACAGCACCACCACCUCAGGCCUCAGUCAGGAACCUACGACUUCCCACAGCAGCCAAGGCUCAACAGAGGCAACACUGUCCCCUGGCAGUACCACAGCCUCAUCCCUUGGUCAACAAUCUACCACCUUCCACAGCAGCCCAGGCGCCACUGAAACCACACUCUUACCUGACGACACCAUAACCUCAGGCCCCGUGGAGGCAUCUACACCCACCCACAGCAGCACUGGCUCGCUACACACAACACUGACCCCUGCCAGCUCCACAAGCACUGGCCUUCAGGAAGAAUCUACCACUUUCCAGAGCUGGCCAAGCUCGAGUGACACAACACCUUCACCUCGCGGCACCACAGCAGCCCCUGUUGAAGUAUCCACAACCUACCACAGCCGCCCGAGCUCAACUCCAACAACACACUUUUCUGCCAGUUCCACAACCUUGGGCCGUAGUGAGGAAUCAACAACAGUCCACAGCAGCCCAGGUGCAACUGGAACAACACUCUUCCCUACCCGCUCUGCAACCUCAGUUCUUGUUGGAGAACCUACAACGUCACCCAUCAGUUCAGGCUCAGUGGAAACAACAGCAUUACCUGGCAGUACCACAACAGCAGGCCUGAGUGAGAAAUCUACCACCUUCUACAGUAGCCCCAGAUCACCGGACACAACACUCUCACCUGUCGGCACGACAAGCUCAGGCGUCAGUGAAGAAUCCACCACCUCCCACGGCCAACCAGGCUCAACGCACACAACAGCAUUCCCUGGCAGUACCACCAUGCCAGGCCUCAGUCAGGAAUCUACAGCUUCCCACAGCAGCCCAGGCUCCACAGACACGACACUGUCCCCUGGCAGUACCACAGCAUCAUCCCUUGGUCCAGAAUCUACUACCUUCCACAGCAGCCCAGGCUCCACUGAAACAACACUCUUACCUGACAACACCACGACCUCAGGCCUCCUUGAAGCAUCUACGCCCGUCCACAGCAGCACUGGAUCGCCACACACAACACUGUCCCCUGCCGGCUCUACAACCCGUCAGGGAGAAUCUACCACCUUCCAGAGCUGGCCAAGCUCAAAGGACACUAGGCCUGCACCUCCUACUACCACAUCAGCCUUUGUUGAGCUAUCUACAACCUCCCACAGCAGCCCGAGCUCAACUCCAACAACCCACUUUUCUGCCAGCUCCACAACCUUGGGCCGUAGUGAGGAAUCGACAACAGUCCACAGCAGCCCAGUUGCAACUGCAACAACACCCUCGCCUGCCCGCUCCACAACCUCAGGCCUCGUUGAAGAAUCUACGACCUACCACAGCAGCCCGGGCUCAACUCAAACAACGCACUUCCCUGAAAGCGCCACAACUUCAGGCCGUGGUGAAGAAUCAACAACUUCCCACAGCAGCACAACACACACAAUAUCUUCACCUCCUAGCACCACAUCUGCCCUUGUUGAAGAACCUACAAGCUACCACAGCAGCCCGGGCUCAACUGCAACAACACACUUCCCUGACAGCUCCACAACCUCAGGCCGUAGUGAGGAAUCAACAGCAUCCCACAGCAGCCAAGACGCAACGGGAACAAUAGUCCUACCUGCCCGCUCCACAACCUCAGUUCUUCUUGGAGAAUCUACGACCUCACCCAUCAGUUCAGGCUCAACGGAAACGACAGCGUUACCCGGCAGUACCACAACGCCAGGCCUCAGUGACAAAUCUACCACUUUCCACAGUAGCCCCAGAUCACCAGCCACAACACUCUCACCUGCCAGCACGACAAGCUCAGGCGUCAGUGAAGAAUCCACCACCUCCCACAGCCGACCAGGCUCAACGCACACAACAGCAUUCCCUGACAGCACCACCACGCCAGGCCUCAGUCGGGAUUCUACAACUUCCCACAGCAGCCCAGGCUCAACGGAUACAACACCGUUACCUGCCAGCACCACCACCUCAGGCCCCAGGCAGGAAUCAACAACUUCCCACAGCAGCCCAGGUUCAACUGACACAGCACUGUCCCCUGGCAGUACCACAGCCUUAUCCUUUGGUCAAGAAUCUACAACCUUCCACAGCAGCCCAGGCUCCACUCACACAACACUCUUCCCUGACAGCACCACAAGCUCAGGCAUCGUUGAAGCAUCUACACGCGUCCACAGCAGCACUGGCUCACCACGCACAACACUGUCCCCUGCCAGCUCCACAAGCCCUGGACUUCAGGGAGAAUCUACCGCCUUCCAGACCCACCCAGCCUCAACUCACACAACGCCUUCACCUCCUAGCACCACAACAGCCCCUGUUGAAGAAUCUACAACCUACCACCGCAGCCCAGGCUCGACUCCAACAACACACUUCCCUGCCAGCUCCACAACUUCGGGCCACAGUGAGAAAUCAACAAUAUUCCACAGCAGCCCAGAUGCAAGUGGGACAACACCCUCGCCUGCCCACUCCACAACCUCAGGUCGUGGAGAAUCUACAACCUCUCGCAUCAGUCCAGGCUCAACUGAAAUAACAACGUUACCUGGCAGUACCACAACACCAGGCCUCAGUGAGGCAUCUACCACCUUCUACAGCAGCCCCAGAUCACCAACCACAACACUCUCACCUGCCAGCAUGACAAGCCUAGGCGUCGGUGAAGAAUCCACCACCUCCCGUAGCCAACCAGGUUCUACUCACUCAACAGUGUCACCUGCCAGCACCACCACGCCAGGCCUCAGUGAGGAAUCUACCACCGCCUACAGCAGCAGCCCAGGCUCAACUGAAACCACAGUGUUCCCUCGCAGCACCACAACCUCAGUUCGUGGUGAAGAGCCUACAACCUUCCACCGCCGGCCAGCCUCAACUCACACAACACUGUUCGCUGAGGACAGCACCACCUCGGGCCUCACUGAAGAAUCUACAGCCUUCCCCGGCAGCCCAGUCUCCACCCAAACAGGGUUACCUGCCACACUCACAACCGCAGACCUCGGUGAGGAAUCAACAACCUUUCCCAGCAGCUCAGGCUCAACUGGAACAACACUCUCACCUGCCCGCUCCACCACCUCUGGCCUCGUUGGAGAAUCUACACCCUCACGCCUCAGUCCAAGCUCAACCGAAACAACAACUUUACCCGGCAGUCCCACAACACCAAGCCUCAGUGAGAAAUCAACCACCUUCUACACUAGCCCCAGAUCACCAGAUGCAACACUCUCACCUGCAACCACAACAAGCUCAGGCGUCAGCGAAGAAUCCAGCACAUCCCACAGUCAACCAGGCUCAACGCACACAACAGCGUUCCCUGACAGCACCACCACCUCAGGCCUCAGUCAGGAACCUACGACUUCCCACAGCAGCCAAGGCUCAACAGAGGCAACACUGUCCCCUGGCAGUACCACAGCCUCAUCCCUUGGUCAACAAUCUACCACCUUCCACAGCAGCCCAGGCGCCACUGAAACCACACUCUUACCUGACGACACCAUAACCUCAGGCCCCGUGGAGGCAUCUACACCCACCCACAGCAGCACUGGCUCGCUACACACAACACUGACCCCUGCCAGCUCCACAAGCGCUGGCCUUCAGGAAGAAUCUACCACUUUCCAGAGCUGGCCAAGCUCAAGUGACACAACACCUUCACCUCGCAGCACCACAGCAGCCCCUGUUGAAGUAUCCACAACCUACCACAGCCGCCCGAGCUCAACUCCAACAACACACUUUUCUGCCAACUCCACAACCUUGGGCCGUAGUGAGGAAUCGACAGCAGUCCACAGCAGCCCAGGUGAAACUGCAACAACACCCUCAACUGCCCUCUCCACAACCUCAGGCCUUGUUGAAGAAUCUACGACCUACUACAGCAGCGCGGGCUCAACUCCAACAAUGCACUUCCCUGAAAGCUCCACAACUUCAGGCCGUAGUGAAGAAUCAACAACUUUCCACAGCAGCACAACAGACACAAUAUCUUCACCUACUAGCACCACCAGUGCCCUUGUUGAAGAAUUUACAAGCUACCACAGCAACCCGGGCUCCACUGCAACAACACACUUUCCUGACAGCUCCACAACCUCAGGUCAUAUUGAGAAAUCAACAGCAUCCCACAGCAGCCCAGAUACAAAUGGAAUCACACCCUUAUCUGCCCAUUUUACUACCUCGGGCCACAUUGCAGAAUCUACCACCUUCUACAUCUCUCCAGGCUCAAUGGAAACAACAUUACCCAGCAGUACCACAACACCAGGCCUCAGUGCAAAAUCUACCAUCUUUUACAGUAGCUCCAGAUCACCAGACCAAACACUCUCACCUGCCAGCAUGACAAGCUCCAGCAUCAGUGGAGAACCCACCAGCUUGUAUAGCCAAGCAGGGUCAACACACACAACAGCGUUCCCUGCCAGCACCACCACCUCAGGCCUCAGUCAGGAAUCAACAACUUUCCACAGUAAGCCAGGCUCAACUGACACAACACGGUCCCCUGGCAGCAUCACAACUUCAUCCUUUGCUCAAGAAUUUACCACCCCUCACAGCCAACCAGGCUCGGCUCUGUCAACAGUGUCACCUGCCAGCACCACAAUGCCAGGCCUUAGUGAGGAAUCUACCACCUUCUAUAGCAGCCCAGGCUCAACUGAAACCACAGCGUUUUCUCACAGCAACACAACGUCCAUUCAUAGUCAACAAUCUACACCCUUCCCUGGCAGCCCAGGCUUCACUCACACAGUGUUACCUGCCACCCUCACAACCACAGAGAUUGGUCAGGAAUCAACAGCCUUCCACAGCAGCUCAGACGCAACUGGAACAACACCCUUACCUGCCCGCUCCACAGCCUCAGACCUUGUUGGAGAAUCUACAACUUUCUACAUCAGCCCAUCCCCUACUUACACAACACUCUUUCCUGCCAGUUCCAGCACAUCAGGCCUCACUGAGGAAUCUACCACCUUCCACACCAGUCCAAGCUUCACUUCUACAAUUGUGUCUACUGAAAGCCUGGAAACCUUAGCACCAGGGUUGUGCCAGGAAGGACAAAUUUGGAAUGGAAAACAAUGCGUCUGUCCCCAAGGCUACGCUGGUUACCAGUGCUUGUCCCCUCUGGAAUCCUUCCCUAUAGAAACUCCAGAAAAACUCAACGCCACUUUAGGUAUGACAGUGAAAGUGACUUACAGACAUUUCACAGAAAAGAUGAAUGACGCAUCCUCCCAGGAAUACCAGAACUUCAGUACCCUCUUCAAGAAUCGGAUGGAUGUCGUUUUGAAGGGCGACAAUCUUCCUCAGUAUAGAGGGGUGAACAUUCGGAGAUUGCUCAACGGUAGCAUCGUGGUCAAGAACGAUGUCAUCCUGGAGGCAGACUACACUUUAGAGUAUGAGGAACUGUUUGAAAACCUGGCAGAGAUUGUAAAGGCCAAGAUUAUGAAUGAAACCAGAACAACUCUUCUUGAUCCUGAUUCCUGCAGAAAGGUCAUACUGUGCUAUAGUGAAGAAGACACUUUUGUGGAUUCAUCGGUGAUGCCGGGCUUUGACUUCCAGGAGCAAUGCACCCAGAAGGCUGCCGAAGGAUAUGCCCAGUUCUACUAUGUGGAUGUCUUGGAUGGGAAGCUGGCCUGUGUGAACAAGUGCACCAAAGGAACGAAGUCGCAAAUGAACUGUAACCUGGGCACAUGUCAGCUGCAACACAGUGGCCCCCACUGCCUGUGCCCAAAUACGAACACACACUGGUACUGGGGGGAGACCUGUGAAUUCAACAUUGCCAAGAGCCUCGUGUAUGGGAUCGUGGGGGCUGUGAUGGCAGUGCUGCUGCUCGCAUUGAUCAUCCUAGUCAUCUUAUUCAGCCUAUCCCAGAGAAAACGGCACAGGGAACAGUAUGAUGUGCCUCAACAGUGGCGAAAGGAAGGCACCCCUGGCAUCUUCCAGAAGACGGCCAUCUGGGAAGACCAGAAUCUGAGGGAGAGCAGAUUCGGCCUUGAGAACGCCUACAACAACUUCCGGCCCACCCUGGAGACUGUUGACUCUGGCACAGAGCUCCACAUCCAGAGGCCGGAGAUGGUAGCAUCCGCUGUGUGAGCCAAUGGGGGCCUCCCACCCUCAUCUAGCUCUGUUCAGGAGAGCUGCAAACACAGAGCCCACCACAAGCCUCCCGGGCGGGUCAAGAGGAGACUGAAGUCAGGCCCUGAAGCCGGUCCUGCUCUGAGAUGACAGACUUGGCCAGUCCCCUGCCUGUGCUCCUGCUGGGGAAGGCUGGGGGCUGUAAGCCCCUCCAUCCGGGAGCUUCCAGACUCCCAGAAGCCUCGGCACCCCUGUCUCCUCCUGGGUGGCUCCCCACUCUGGAAUUUCCCUACCAAUAAAAGCAAAUCUGAAAGCUCAGA